Messenger RNA from Aspergillus nomiae NRRL 13137, 561 nucleotides. Its product is annotated as GNAT family N-acetyltransferase. The record is from RefSeq and is a predicted model, not a curated record. The transcript has a single exon. Gene Ontology annotation, molecular function: acyltransferase activity, transferring groups other than amino-acyl groups. Lineage: Eukaryota; Fungi; Ascomycota; Eurotiomycetes; Eurotiales; Aspergillaceae. The coding region runs from base 1 to 561 and encodes 186 amino acids.
AUGACGUUACCCAUCGAACCUCAGGCCUGGACCAAAGAUUCGUUUCUUGUGUCAACGGAUAAAAACCUCCUCUCGGUGUCAGCCAUCAACGCCGCGUUCGACAAGGAUUUCAUGUACUGGACGAAAAGCUACCCCGAAGAUAUCCUAAAGCAGAUCAUUGAGAGUUCCUUUUGCUUCGGAGUGUACAAAACCACGCCGAAGACUACUGGCCAGAAUGGGGAAUGCAACGGCAUCUCAACUGAUGGUCCAACCGACGCACAACAGAAUGUAGAACAGAUCGGAUUCGCGCGGCUUAUCACGGACAAUGUUACAUUCGCAUAUCUGACUGACUUGUAUAUCCUCCAAGAUUAUCAGGGUCACGGUCUUGGGGGCUGGCUAAUCGAUUGCGUGGAUGAGGUAUUGCGACCGCUGCCACACUUGAGGUGGUUUAUGUUGCGGACGUCGGCGGAGAAGAGCAAGCAGGCGUACGAGAAGCGUUUGGAGAUGACUGUCUUGGAUACGAGCAGUGUCAGUGAGGGCGGAAUCAUGAUGGGGAGGAAGGGGAAGGCCAAUAUGGCUUGA